Molecule: messenger RNA, 2460 nt
Organism: Rotaria sp. Silwood1
Lineage: Eukaryota; Metazoa; Rotifera; Eurotatoria; Philodinida; Philodinidae
Source: the annotation of a GenBank genome assembly
AUGGACGAAAUCUUUGCUCAUGCUAAAAAUAUUCUGGUUAUCUGGGCACCUGAUGUUAAACCAGAAAAUUUACCAGUCUUUCAAGAAACAAUACAAACCAAAGCAAAACAAGCUAGUAUUGCCUUUGAAAACGUGGAUAUGCUUUUUGAGUCUCAUCGUUCAUCAUCAGCAUUUGAUAUAAUACUUUUUGGUCUUGUAAGUAAACGAGAUACACGAAUAACGAUUGAUAUUUUAAAUGAAUUAUUUCGUUUACUUCGUCCAAAUGGUUAUCUUAUAACACAUGUUGAACAUACAAAACAAUCGCAAACAAUUGAUCAAUUUAAAAUGUGUGGUUUUAGUAGUUGUAAUCCAUUAGAUACAAAUUCAUCGUUUUUAAUUGAAAAUAAAAAUGAUGAUGUUAAAAAACUUGGUUCAUUAUGGUUAUGUCAAAAACCAUCAUUUGACAUUGGUUACUCAGUACCAUUACGAAAUGCAACUGAUAGUCGUAUGGGACAAACAUCAUCAUCAUCAUCAUCAACAGCAGCUGGUGGAAAAAAAACAUGGACAAUGGAAGAUGAUGAUUUAAUUGAUACAGAUGAAUUAUUAGAUGAAAAUGAUCGAAAAAAACCUGAUGUUAAAAAAUAUGAUUGUGGUACAACAUCGACUGGUGUUCGAAAAGCAUGUAAAAAUUGUACAUGUGGUUUAGCACAAGAACUUGAACAAGAAGAACAUACAGCAGCAAAACAAUCGGUUAAAUCAUCAUGUGGAAGUUGUUAUCUAGGCGAUGCUUUUCGAUGUGCUGGUUGUCCAUUACGUGGUUUACCACCGUUUAAACCUGGCGAACGUGUUACCGUACCAAAUAUGUCCGACCCUAUUGUCUGCACUAUUAUUCCUGACAGUUAUGGAAAACGGGUUCUGUGUUACUAUACCAAUUGGUCGGGUUAUCGACCAAGUGCUGGACGAUUUUCUGUUCAAGAUAUUGAUCCUAAUUUAUGUACACAUAUUAUAUAUUCAUUUGCAAGUGUUCGAGGAAAUGGUUUAGGAACAACUGAGGGAAGCGAUCCUGAAAAUUAUAAACAAAUCAUUGCAUUGAAAGAGAAAAAUCCUGACUUAAAAGUCAUGCUUGCAGUCGGUGGUUGGAAUCAUGGAUCAGGCCCAUUUACACAAAUGGUUGCUACAGAACAAUCACGACAAGAAUUUGUUGAAAAUUCAUAUAACCUUAUUAAACAAUAUGGGUUUGAUGGUCUUGAUCUUGAUUGGGAAUAUCCAGCUGAUCGUGGUAGUCCACCUGAAGAUCGACAGCGAUUUACACAAUUAGUUGAGCAAUUAAGUAAAAAAUAUAAACCUGAGGGUCUUUUAUUAUCAGCUGCAACACCAGCAACACCUUGGAGAUAUGAUGGUAGCUAUGAACCUGAAAUUUGCAAACAUUUAGAUUUUAUUAAUAUGAUGACAUAUGAUUAUACUGGUCAAUGGGAAACUAUUGCUGGACAUAAUAGUCCAUUAACAAGUCAAAAACAAACUGUUGAACACAUGUUAAAAAAACCAGGUUGUACACCGGAUAAGUUAAAUUUAGGCAUGGGUGCAUAUGGACGAACUCAUCAACUUGCUAAUCCUUCAGCGACAGCAAUUGGUUCUCCUACUCUUGGUGGUGGUGCCAUGGCUGGUGCAUACACAGGAGAAAGUGGUUUUAUGAGUUAUUAUGAAGUAUGUCAAAAACUUAAGGAAGGAUGGAAAAAAGAAUGGUCGAAUCAACAUAAAGUACCAUAUGCCUACUCUGGUUCGAAUUGGGUUGGUUAUGAUGAUACAGAAAGUAUUGCUCUUAAAGCUGAAUAUGUCAACGAAAUGAAUUUAGGUGGAGCUAUGUUUUGGACAAUGGAUUUAGAUGAUUUUCGUGGUGAACAAUGCGGUGAAGGAAAGUAUCCAUUAAUUAAUACAGCGAAAGAUAUUGUCAAUGGAAAAGGGCCAUCAACAAAACCCACGAUAACGCGUACUACACCUACAAUGACAACAUACACUACACCUGCAAUGACAACACACACUACAUAUACAACUACACCAAAACCUGAUCAAACAGAUACGGCAGCAGUGUAUUGUCUAUAUUCAAAAGAAAAGCAAAUCUAUGCAAAUGUCUCAAAUGAUUGUCAAAGUUAUUAUGAAUGUCUGAUAACACCUAGUGGCAAGCAGAUAACUGUAUCACGAAAAUGUCCUACACCACUCAUUUAUUCUGAAGAUAAAAAGAGAUGUAUGAAAGAAAAAGAAUUAAGUGAUGUUCAAAUAAAAUGUUCAACAAAAUUGCGAAUUCCAGCAGCACCAAUAGCAUCAACUAAUUGUUGGGAUCCAUCAUCUUUCGUAAGUGAUUCAAUGUGUCGUUUCUUUACAGAUUGCUCAAGCAAAAGUCGUUAUGAAUGUCCAUCUGAUUCAUCAUUUGCAUUGAGUCUAAAACGAUGUGUACCAAAAGAAAAUGUUCAAUGUUGGUAUUAA